Messenger RNA from Kwoniella mangroviensis CBS 8507, 5319 nucleotides. RefSeq lists its product as uncharacterized. Gene Ontology annotation, biological process: regulation of transcription by RNA polymerase II. NCBI's taxonomy places the organism in Eukaryota, Fungi, Basidiomycota, Tremellomycetes, Tremellales, Cryptococcaceae. The record is from RefSeq and is a predicted model, not a curated record. The coding region runs from base 1 to 5319 and encodes 1772 amino acids. Gene Ontology annotation, molecular function: transcription coregulator activity. The transcript is spliced from 14 exons. Gene Ontology annotation, cellular component: mediator complex.
AUGCCAACUCAUAAUCGAUAUCCACCAGGAGUAAACCCAUACGCUCCAUCAACUUCUUCCAAAACACCAAGGACACACCGACCCAACCUACCGUCCAGACCGAAUUUGCACGCUCCGAAAGUAUUGCUGGACGAUGCGGAUAUAGAAGAUUUUCAUCCUCCCGAAUGGAGGACUGUAUUGAACUCUCGUGUUGAUCUCGGUUAUCCUGAUUUCUACCCCUCUAGACCUGGAUUCGAUCAGCCCGAAGAUGUUUUGACAGAGGAGAAUGUCAAGAAUGGUUUCUCAGGGAGGAACUUCAUUGCUGUGGGGGCCGAGGUGUUCUCCAUGCAUGGCCCAAUACAUAAUCACCUAACGUCAGGAGGAUUAAAUCUGCUUCAGAACCUAGGGAAGGAUUUGAUAGAGAAAAGGCAAGAAAUGAUGCCUAAAAUUGGUGAAAGGUCCUUCCGUAUACCUGUCCGAGUCACUUACAACGAUACCAAACGACUCCAAUUCCUCAACGACCUGGCUAAUCCGAAUGUCCCUUUAUACAAGUUGAUGAGGACUCCUGUCCCGCACGGAUUCAAGGGGAUCGAGUUACUCGAUUCAAUGUUCUCACCUAAUAUUGGACCUAUGGGACCAGGGCAUAGUAGAACACCCAGUGGAAGUAAUAACAAUGCCAAAAUCCUCUCCGAUCCCAUACCUUUAGAUAGGGCAUUGUGGUUCAUACGAGUUUUAGGAUCCAAUGAGAUUUCAGCUCAUAGAAGUAGAACUCAGCCCCAACCUCAACAUCACCAAAACACAAAUGCAACCCCGAACACACCUGUAGGUGUCAGCCCUGCAGCACCCACCCCUUCUUCGUCUACCACUAUCACUACCACACCUACUCUACAGGUUUCAAGCAAUGAUUGGUAUACUCAAGAAUUCACCAAUACUUUCAUAUCUUGGUUGAGAGUUCAAUUUGGUCAACUGUCUUUACCAAAUAACAACCCUAAGACAAACGUAGCUAAACCUGGUGUACCACCUCCCAAAUCAUCUGCGGGGGUAUUAGGCGAUGAGAAACUGAGGAGCAGAUGGUUGUCCAAGUGGGAUUACAGCGCCCAACUCAUGCGAAAACUGCAUCGGCAUCAACUUCUAUCAUCCCGUCUACUCAGUGGCUGGAUGGCGGAUUUCUUAGGAUACGCAAAUCUAGCUCAAUUAGGAUUUCUUGCCCAGCUGAUAGGAGAGUAUCUGGAGGAUGUGACUAAACAUCUUUGUAAUGCUCGACAAUGCGUCAGAAACGCGUGUGAAAAGCUCAAAGAGAUUCGAGCUUCGCCUGCAUCAGGCUCAUUAAUCAAGGUCGACUCCAUGCUUACUUCCAUUGUCAAGUCAUUGUGCGAAGCCAAUCAGGAAACACUAUUGAGCCCUACGACCUGGAAAUUGCAUUCGGAACUACUAACUACGAUAUUACCCGAUCAACGACCUAGCAUCAGGAUACGGAACGAAGCUUUAUGGUUCAGAAUAAAUGUGGACGAGAGAUCUUCUAGUCCCAGACGUCAGCAGAUGGCAGAAAUGCAGAAACUCGACUCCAUCUGCGAAGACACCAAUAUGCUUGAACUGACACGGUCUUUCUUUGACGGUACAUCUUCGCCCACAGAUACUGCGCCUGAUUUAUCACGACUCGAGGACAAGGUAUUCAUUCUUCUUAACUGGGCUAUGGGUUUAUUCCAACUAGGUAGCCAUCGACCUUACGCCGUAUAUACCCUGCUGAAACAUUGGCACGAUCAACACGAAGAACACCAAGCGAAGCAAGCCAACCCGCACGUCAUUGAUCUGUUUCCAAUAUUGUACAAAUGGCUAGAUACGUCUGCUGCAGCUCGGAAAGACGAAAAUGUGCAAGCUAUUGGAAUCACAGUUGGAGAGAUAACCCGACAAGGCAUGUUCUCUUACGGCAGGUAUCUUCAGACACUUAUUGCAAAAGGUCAAACAGCUAGAAGUCAAGUAGCAGGACAAGCACCAUCACAUCAUCUAGCCAUGCUCAAGGCUAUGCCUAUAUUCGCAGUUGCCAAAGAUCUGGUUCAGCAACGAAGAAUUGCUUUAUGUGGAGAUAAUCGUGAGAGUAAGAUAAGGGAAGAUACAGAAGAAAAUAUUCUGAUGGAUCAAUUCAGAGAUGAAGUGAUGGAAUACGUCCCAGAGAACAGUGCCGUUCUUCGCGAUGUUAUCGACUAUCAGAUACCUUGCUCGACCAAAAUGACUAGAUAUCUAUACGUCCAAGCUAGAUUUUGGCUUGCUCCCGAAGCUGGGAGAUACCUACGAGGCGACCAACAAACACCUCCAAUGGACGCGUCCACCUUCUCUCGGGUCAUGCAGGUCUUCCGAACCUGUCGAGGUCACGCGACUAUGGCGGAUUUCAUCAUUCGGGCUCUUCAAGAUUCAGAGGAUGAGGAGGUACUUGAUGUGAUCAUUGAUAUCGUUAGGAGGGAUGCAGACGUAUGGACCGCGAUGGACGGAUGGUCGAGACUUGGUGAUAAGUUGUUGGAUAGAUAUCAUACCUUACAAACUCAGGGCAAAAAUCACCUGAGAACAUUGGAACUCUUAGAAUAUCUAGUCAAGAAAGGUAGAUUGACAUCGGAUGAGGAGGAUGAAGUGAAACUCAUACAAUCGGAUUUACCGAAGUCACCCUACCAAGACUUACCUGCGAAGCUUGAUUUCAAAGAAAGUCUUCACGGGAUGCAACACAUGCUUUCGUCUGGGAAAGAGGAGAAUGCCGCAGUUCUCGCACCUAAACUCUUUGUUAGACAUGGAUCUUUCGGUAAUUGGUCGAAUCAAUGGUGGUCAACGAUCAUUGAACAUGUCCAACAUCCUUCGUCACAUGUAUCAUACGACGCAACACUUCGAGUAGUCACCUCACAUAUUGUUAGCGUCUGUAAAGACGUUCAAGAUCAAUUAGAAACCGUCAUAUCAGCCUGGUUAGAAAAUUUGGCACCUGCUGCUCUGGUCGAUAUGUUCGGGAAGCGAUCAGGUCUAUUGAUCAGUCAUCUACUGUUAGAUUUGGUCGUGAAGCGAUGUCUCUCGACCUCGACACUACUAGAAAGGCUCAUUUAUCCAGUAUGGAGAUAUGCCUCAUCAGUCAUCCUCACCCCUCGUCGACGGUUAUCCGGCAAACAGAUACAAGCGGUGACCAAUUGUAUCAAUGUCGCAGCACAAUUACUAGUGUCCCCUCCGCUUGUAUCCACCCUACCUCCUUCGAUACCUACUCAUUCUCUUAUCGUGCUCGCCUAUCGCCAAGCAGUCUUUUGCGGAACCUCUGUGCAAAACUUAAUUCGACAUCUCCCUCUAUUUGUUGUCCUACAAAAAAGUGCUAUGUUAUCGGAAAAUACAAACUCGCUCAUAUCAUCCUUGCUGCGUUGCCUCGCUAUGACAGCUGAGUUCAAGACUGCCGCCUUUAGAAAUCUCAGCGUGCUUAAAGAUACUUUCUUAUCUACUGAGUGGAGUAAACCAUCUUCUUGUCAUGGGUUGGAAGCUGGUAUGGAAGAUAUUUUGAAAUUGAUUAUGUCGGAGAAACCGCCAAAUGCAUCUACACCUGCAAGUAAAUCUCGCGUGACGACUUUUGACAAUACUGCUCGAUUGAGUGCUUGGAGAUGGACCAGAAUCGUACUUGAGAUGCGAUCUGAUUUCAAGGGGUUGGGGACUCGAAUCAACAAUGGUGAAGACGUGGCAGAAACUAGACAAACCUUACAUCGUCAGGUAUCAGCUACGUUGGACAGGGCAGCUACUGCGGAUGACACGGAUUUACUAUGUGAAGCGUUCAGAGGGAUGGACAGUGUUGUUACUCAAGAAAUCCUCGUAGCUGGUUUAGAUAGGUUAUCGAAUUUACUUAGUCAAGCGAUUGGAGCAGAAACUCAGAAUCAUCUAGAAGAACAUGUCAAGAGCAUCCAACAGAUAUUAAGAAUAUUGGAUAGUACCUUUCAUCAAAGAUCUUCCGAUCCUAUAAAUGAGAAUACAAUAUUAUCGGCAAGACACAAAUUAUUGGAUUUGCUGACUGUGGCAUUACAAUCGAUCGAAAGGCAAUUAUCAGAUAACGAUUUGGUGAUUCAUCAUGAUAUCUCGACACCACCUCAACCUGGUGAAUUGUUGAAAAUGGUUUUGGACCUUUUGAAAUUUACCUUAGGGUUACUGGUGAUUGAGUCAAAUUCGCCUACGACACCGAAACCGAACUUUCCCAAUUUAGCGGUAGGGUUCUUCAAAGUCAUGCUGUCAUGUCAUGAUGUAUUAGACGAGGAGUCUGCCCAGAUGAUGUCUGACAUGUUAUCGUAUAUCAUCGAUAGUACACCACCUCAAUCCAGGAUAUCCUGUCAGACCGCCUUACUUGGCGAAACCACUUCUUCCAACGUUCAAAAUAUCCUGUCAUCAAAACCUAUCUUGGCAAGUGCUUUACCGCACUUAUCGCCCCUGAAACGAAAUAUGGCAUUGUUAGCAUCUUCCACUGAAGAUGAAGGUAAUGGACAUAAUCUAGACUCAGUAUUGACGAUGGAAGAGAGACGAUGGGAAUUAUUCGAACAGAUCAAUCCUAUUCCUAAGAAACCUAAUCAUCAAGAUUUAUAUCUGGUCAAUAAAUCCAGUAUCAAAGAUACGUCAUCAAUAUCGAUGGGGUUGUUCAAUCCCAAAUUCACUAGGGAUUGUUUACCUAACAUUGCGAAUCAUUGGAAAAUCCCCUCCGAUAACGAUCAAGAGCAAGAUGAGGAGCAUGAUCAGGAAGAUGAAGAGGAAGAGGAAGAAGGGAAUUUACCAUGGGAAAAUUACGCUUCGGACCGUACACUUGGAGAUGGAUUUAAUGAGAGCUUAUUCGAAAGACAGAGAUCGACGUUGUUAUUUAACAAUUCAGAGGAAUUGGGAUUGGCUCAACCAAAUGUUGGUUCUGAUGAUGAUGAUUUGGAAGUUGAGAUUCCCUUGGCUUUAUCGCUUUCGGCAAGUAAGAAAAGAAGGAUAUCAACUAGAUCGCAAACCUCGCCUACGAAAUCGAACACCAAACCGAAAGGGAAAGGAAUUGGAGCUGGGUCAAACAAGGAUCCAAUCUCGAUUGAAGAUAACUCUUCUUCCGAUGAGGAUGAUUCAGAUGACGAAGAAGACGCAGAAGUAGUCGAAGUGAAAAAUCAACCUUCAAAACGACCUAGGACUACAUCUACGUCAACAGCUGGUAGAAGACCUUCUACGAGUGGGAAAGCACCGGCUAAAGCUACUGCGACUGCGAGGAAAAGCGUAGGAGGGAAGAGUGUAGCGAGGAAAAGUACUGGUGGGAAGAGUACGAGAGGAACGGGUGGAAAGGCGCCGAGAGGUAGAAGGAGAUCGUCCCAGGUUGAAUAA